Molecule: messenger RNA, 1488 nt
Organism: Dendrobium catenatum
Lineage: Eukaryota; Viridiplantae; Streptophyta; Magnoliopsida; Asparagales; Orchidaceae
Product: polyphenol oxidase A1, chloroplastic-like
Exons: 2
Coding region: 1-1488 (495 amino acids)
Molecular function (GO): catechol oxidase activity
Source: RefSeq, a predicted model, not a curated record
AUGGCUUCGUCAUGGGUUACAAUUACUCAUGCAGCGGUGGCCAUGGCGCUGCUGUUGAUGCAGUUCGGGUUCCCGGCCCGAUCAAAACCCGUGAGCACAGACCCGAACAACUGUUUGAAUCUUAUGCCGGAGCUGAAAUGUUGCCAAGACCGGAGUCCCAAAAAGAUCGUCGAUUUCAAACUGCAACCUCAAUCCUCGCCGCUUCGAGUUCGUCGGCCCGCCCAUGCUCUUGACACGGAAGAGGCCCAGAAGUACGAGCGAGCCACCGCCCUUAUGCGGGCAUUGCCGGAUAAUCAUCCAUGGAAUUUUGUCCAACAGGCGAAUACUCACUGCGCUUAUUGCUCCGGCAGCCACCGCCAGCUCGGCCUAAAUAUCUCGUUUGAGAUCCAUGGCUCCUGGCAUUUUUUCACAUGGCACCGAGCCUACCUCUACUUCUACGAGCGAAUCUUGGGCAAGCUCAUCAACGACACUUCUUUCGCCCUCCCAUUUUGGAACUGGGACGACCCUUCCGGCAUGAGCAUUCCACCCAUCUAUCGAGACAAUUCUUCCUCCCUCUCCAAUCCCACUCGUUACCUCAUCGGCCUCAAGUUCAUAGACCUCGGCGGCUGCGAGGGAAAUAACACUGUCGAAUCCCUCCCAAUGCAAAGACAAUGCAAUCUUCAGGUCAUGCACCGCCAAUUCAUCGCCGGAUUCAACUCCAGCUCCCUCUUCUACGGUAGCCCGUACCGCGCCGGCGAUAACUCCUUCCCUGGCGGCGGAGCCAUUGAAAGUUCACCUCAUAGUUCCGUCCACCAGUUCACUAGCUCCGACAUGUCAAUUGUGACCAGAGCCGCCCGAGAUCCCAUCUUCUUCGCCCACCACGCAAACAUAGACAGGUUAUGGGCAAUAUGGGAGAGCAUUCCAGGGAACGGAAGCAAGGUUUUUAACGACAAGGACUUUCUUGAAGCUUCGUUUCUCUUUUGGGAUGAGAAUAUGCAGCUUGUACGCAUAAUGGUGCGGGACGUUAUUGAUACGCGAAAGCUUGGGUAUGUGUAUGAGCAAGUUCCGUUGCCGUGGAUGAAUUUAAAGACGGUGGUGGAAGAAGUGGGGAGUGAAGGUGUGGCGGUGGCUAUGGGCGAGGAUGAUAGCUGGAAGGGGGAGGUGAAGUUUCCAUUAGUGUUGAGCUCGCAAGUGAGUGUUCAUGUUGGAAGGAAGGUGGGGGCGAAAGGGGAGAAGCUUGUUGUUAGUGAUAUUGAGUUGGAUGGGAGAGAUCAUGUGUGGUUUAAGGUUUAUGUUGGUAGAGUGGGAGGUGGACGUGUUGAAGCUGGGUGUUUUAUUCAUAUGGAGAGGAGAGCAAAUGAAAGGAUAAAUAUGGCAACAAAGCUACAGAUUGGGAUAACGCAGUUCAUAGAGGAAAUUGGUGCUGAUGGUGAUGAUUGGGUGGUGGUUACUUUGGUGCCGACGGUUGGAAGGAAUAAAGUGACCGUUGGAGGAGUUUCGAUUGUAUAA